Ceraceosorus guamensis is the source of this 2471-nucleotide messenger RNA. RefSeq names its product putative iron inhibited ABC transporter 2. NCBI's taxonomy places the organism in Eukaryota, Fungi, Basidiomycota, Exobasidiomycetes, Ceraceosorales, Ceraceosoraceae. The record is from RefSeq and is a predicted model, not a curated record. The transcript is spliced from 3 exons. Bases 289 to 2181 code for a protein of 630 amino acids. Gene Ontology annotation, molecular function: ATP binding; ATP hydrolysis activity.
AUCAGUCGCGCGUCUUUCGUCCAACCAACGUUUGUUGUGGCUCGAGCAGGCAAACAAUCGAACGGUCAGUCCUCUUUGCCGAGGUUUCUUCUUGAGAAUCAAAAUCUGUCUUGCCUUCACCAACGAUCUCAAAAUCGGUAGCCCUUAUCCGCUGGGCACCAUCCAAACCGACUAGCGGCACUGCUUCUCGCUUUGAGAAGUCACGCAUACAAGCUGGUCUCCUUCAAGACCAAGGCCUGAUCGUCCAUCCUCUACACACCACGACGCUAUUUACGACCUGCUGACAAUAUGCCUCCAGUAUCUGCGUCCAAGGCCAAACGCCAAGCCGAGAAGGCGGCCAAGGCUCAGGCCAAGGCGGAGGCCAAGGGUGAGACCGCUUCCACUGCCACUUCAACGUCUGCCAAGACCGGCGCCUCCACCGCACCCACCAGCGUGAAUGGCGAUGAGGUGGAAGAGAUUGACAUGAAGAAGCUCGCUCUGGCCACUGACCGCAAUGCGUCAGGUGUGCUCACUAGCGAUCCUCAAGGCCGAGACAUUCACAUCGACAGCUUCACCAUGAGCUUUCAUGGUCGUCUUCUCGUCGAUGGUGCCAGCGUAGCACUCAAUUACGGACAAAGAUAUGGGUUGCUGGGAGAGAACGGAUCAGGAAAGACUACUUUUUUGGAAGCUCUGGCCAACAGAGACGUCGAGAUUCCUGGGCACGUCGACAUCCACUUGGUGCGCGGUGAGGUCGAGCCGUCGGAGGAGAACGGAUUGGAGUACUGCAUCAAGAGCGCUCAGGAGAAGGUCGCCCGUCUCGAAAAGGAGAUCGAGGACAUGUCCACCGCGGAUGCUGUAGACGAGGUUGGACUCGAGCUCAAAUACGAAGAACUGGAGGAGCUUGACCCAAGCACGUUUGAGGCCAAGGCAGGCGCCAUUCUGCAUGGUCUCGGUUUCAGCAAGACGAUGAUGAACAAGCCGACCAAGGAUCUUUCUGGUGGUUGGCGUAUGCGUGUCGCCCUUGCUCGUGCUCUUUUCAUCAAGCCCCACCUCUUGCUCCUGGAUGAACCUACGAACCAUUUGGAUCUUGAAGCAGUCGUCUGGCUCGAAGCCUACUUGUCUACCUACAACCAUAUCCUUGUCUUGACAUCCCACUCUGCUGACUUCAUGGACUCCAUCUGCACCAACAUCAUGGAUCUGACCCACCACAAAACGCUGGUCUACUACGGCGGUAACUACACCACCUAUGUGCGUACCAAGGCAGAAAACGAGACGAACCAAAUGAAGGCGUACGCCAAGCAGCAGGAAGAGAUUGCUCAUAUCAAGAAGUUCAUUGCGAGUGCCGGUACUUACGCAAACUUGGUCAAACAAGCCAAGUCGAAGCAAAAGAUCAUCGACAAGAUGGAAGCUGCCGGCUUGAUCCAACCCGUCACUACACCUCGACCUUUGCGUUUCAACUUUGAGGAUGUGCGCAAGCUGCCCCCUCCUAUCAUUGCAUUCAAUGAGGUGGCUUUCAGCUACAGCGGCAAAAAGGAGGACUACCUGUACAAGGACUUGUCUUUCGGUAUCGAUAUGGACAGCCGUGUCUGCAUUGUGGGACAAAAUGGUACCGGUAAAUCCACCCUGCUGAACCUGAUCACCGGAGCCCUUAUGGCAGUGGAAGGCUCAGUACAGAGGCAUGCCGGCCUCAAGCUUGCCAAGUACAGUCAACACUCUGCCGAUCAGCUGCCGUACGACAAGUCACCGCUUGAGUACAUCGAGUCCAAGUACAAGGAGCAGAUGCCAGAGAAGGGAGUGCAAUUCUGGCGCCAGCAAAUCGGUCGGUUCGGCCUUACGGGCGCCCACCAAACUAGCGCCAUCAAAACUCUGUCCGACGGAUUGAGGAACAGAGUCGUCUUUGCUCAAUUGGCAAUGGAGAACCCGCACAUCUUGUUGUUGGACGAGCCCACGAACCAUUUGGACAUGUCUUCGAUUGAUGCGCUGGCCCAAGCUAUCGUCGAAUUCGAAGGCGGUGUGGUCGUCGUCUCGCACGAUUUCAGAUUGCUGUCCAAGAUUGCAAACGAAAUUUGGGAGGUGAAGGAUGGAAAGAUUAUCAACCUCAGCUCCCGAGAUAUCGACAUUGGAACCUACAAGAAGCAGCUGAUGAAGAACAGUGCGGCGGCUAUCGAGAAAGCCAAGCUCACUGCCAAGGGCAAGGCAUGAGCCGUCGAUGGACUGCAUCAAAGCGACACGUUUGCGGGUGUGCAUCAAUCUCCGGGCCUUCGAUUGGCAGCCGCCUGUCUUCUAGCCUGCGACUGCCACCUUCACGCGCUGCACGCCAAUAGCUGGCCUCAGCAGGCCCCUCAAAAUUUACCUGCGAUACCUGUAAUAAUAUUGGCGGGGAAAUAUGGUCAGUAGCGUCUCUCACCCGUGCAUUGCACCUCUGGGCAGCACGCUCUCGGACCGGACCAAUCAUGCCCGUGAAAUUUGAUAGACGCAUCUAUUGCCAUGAC